This is a messenger RNA of Panicum virgatum (switchgrass), 787 nucleotides long. RefSeq lists its product as uncharacterized. NCBI's taxonomy places the organism in Eukaryota, Viridiplantae, Streptophyta, Magnoliopsida, Poales, Poaceae. The record is from RefSeq and is a predicted model, not a curated record. Bases 18 to 494 code for a protein of 158 amino acids. The transcript has 4 exons.
GGCACAGCCCGUUCACCAUGGCGCUCGCGAGAGCCACCAUGGCCUCUUGCCCUCUUCCCCUACUCCCGCGGCACGCUGGUCGCGGGCGCGGCGUGGCUCUGCGCUGGGGCCGACAAGGCAACGUCGCCUGGGAUCUCGGCCUCGCUGCGUGCGAGGACGUCGAUGCCGAAGAGGAGACGGACGAGGAGGAUGAGAACGAGGAGCGGGAGGACGCCGAGCACGAGUCCGAGUCCAGCAACGCCGCGGAGCUCGGAAAUUUCAGGAAGAGUUUGCAUAGAAAGUCGUGGCUCUGGAGCCAGCAACAGAGCCCAGAUGGAGACAUCAUCGACUGCGUGCAUAUCUCCCACCAACCAGCCUUCGACCAUCCUCUCCUCAAGAACCACACAAUACAGUUUAGGCCGGCCUACCACCCUGAAGGUCUAUAUGAUGAUGCCAAGAGCAGCAUAGGCUCCAACAAUGCCGGCCAGAAGCCGAUGAUCCAGACGUGGCAUUGAAAUGGCACAUGUCUGGAAGGCACAGUCCCAAUCAGGAGAACCAAGAAGGAUGACCUACUCCGAGCGUCAUGAGGCAGUAGGCUAACAAGUUCAGUCUGUCCCAACUCUGGAUCCUGGGGGGUCAUAUGGGGAGGAUCUGAACAGCAUAGAGGCUAGGUACUUCAAAGAAUCUGACAUUCUGACCUCAUGAGUUUAGUUUGUUCAUUCUUGUGUCAAGUAAAUGCUGACAUUUUUCAUAGUGGCAUGCAACCCAAAAUGUGUGUCUUAACAUUUAUGUGAUGUUUGGUUUUGGU